AGACUCUUCAGUUUUACCUCUAAUGUUCAAGCUGAGUUGACCUGUCAACUCAUUAUUGGAUGACAGGAAUUCAGGGCCUCCAUCGGGUUCCUUUCUGUUACGGCAUUCAAUUUCAGAUACCCUGUGUCAAACAACUCCUCAUGAAGUUAGAAUUCACUUCAGUGUUUGCUUUCCUAUUUAUCAUAGUCAAUCUGUUUGCUUCAGCUGUUACAGACCUGAACUCGGAUCGACAAGCCCUUCUUGAUUUUGCAGCUGAGGUUCCCCAUCUAAGGAAACUCAACUGGAGCUCUACUAAUCCCAUCUGCCAGUCUUGGGUGGGCAUCACUUGCACAAAGGAUGAUACUCGUGUGGUUGCACUCCGGCUCCCAGGAAUUGGACUUGUAGGCCCUAUUCCAAACAACACUCUUGGGAAACUAGAUGCCCUUAGGAUUUUAAGCCUUCGAUCUAAUGUACUAACUGGUAGUCUACCUUCUGAUAUUGUCUCCCUUCCUUCUCUGCAUUACCUCUUUCUCCAACAUAAUAACUUCUCUGGUGACAUUCCUGCAUCCCUUUCACCACAACUCACUGUAUUGGAUCUUUCAUUCAAUUCCUUAACGGGAAACAUUCCGCAGAGCAUAAAAAAUUUGACCCAACUCACUGGAUUGAAUCUUCAGAACAACAACCUUUCUGGACCCAUUCCCACAUUAAAUGACACUAAGCUCAGGCACUUGAAUUUAAGCUACAACCAUCUUAACGGUUCAAUCCCACUGUCCCUUAAAAAGUUCCCCAAUUCCUCUUUUAUAGGAAACUCUUUCUUAUGUGGACCACCACUACAAGCGUGCUCCAUUAUUCCACCUUCUCCAUCACCUACUUCUUCUCCACCCCCUGUGUUACCCCGAAAAAAAAGCUCCAAACAGAAACUAGCAUUGGGUGCUAUCAUCGCCAUUGCUGUAGGAGGAGCCGUCGCACUAUGUUUUCUAGCUCUAAUUAUUUUAUUUUGCUGUUUGAAGAAAAAAGAUAAUCAAAGCAAUGGUGUAUCUAAAGGGAAGGCUUCUAGUAGUAGCAGGGGUGAGAAGCCUAAAGAGGAGUUUGGAAGUGGGGUGCAAGAACCAGAGAAAAACAAGCUAGUUUUCUUUGAAGGUUGCUCUUAUAAUUUUGACCUUGAGGAUUUAUUAAGGGCUUCAGCUGAAGUGCUGGGUAAGGGUAGUUAUGGCACAGCAUAUAAAGCUGUCCUGGAGGAAUCAACGACAGUAGUGGUUAAAAGGUUAAAGGAAGUGGUUGUGGGCAAGAGGGACUUUGAACAGCAAAUGGAGACUGUUGGAAGGGUUGGGCAACACCCAAAUGUUGUGCCACUUCGUGCUUAUUACUACUCAAAGGAUGAAAAGUUAUUGGUUUAUGAUUAUUAUUCAAGUGGCAACUUAUCAACACUUUUGCAUGGAAACCGGGGAGCUGGAAGAGCGCCACUUGACUGGGACACCAGAAUAAAGAUAUCCCUUGGGACUGCAAGAGGAAUCACUCAUGUUCAUUCCAUGGGUGGCCCAAAAUUCACUCAUGGAAAUAUUAAAUCCUCAAAUGUCCUUCUCAACCAAGAUCUUGAUGGUUGCAUCUCUGAUUUUGGCCUGACCCCUCUUAUGAAUGUUCCUGCAACUCCAUCUCGGAGUGCAGGCUAUCGUGCUCCCGAAGUGAUUGAAACUCGUAAGCACAGUCAUAAAUCAGAUGUGUACAGUUUUGGUGUUCUUCUCCUUGAGAUGCUGACUGGAAAAGCGCCACUCCAGUCUCCAGGCCGUGAUGAUAUGGUCGAUCUUCCGAGGUGGGUUCAGUCUGUUGUUAGGGAAGAAUGGACAGCUGAGGUUUUUGACAUCGAGUUGAUGAGAUUCCAGAACAUUGAAGAAGAGAUGGUGCAGAUGUUGCAAAUUGCCAUGGCUUGUGUGGCAAAAGUGCCAGACAUGAGGCCUAAUAUGGAUGAAGUUGUUAGAAUGAUUGAAGAAAUCCGGCAAUCUGACUCGGAAAACCGGCCGUCAUCUGAAGAGAACAAAUCAAAGGAUUCAAAUGUGCAGACUCCAUGAUUGUUUACAAAAUUUGUGCCUAAUUAUUUCAAGAUUCAGUAUUUUCUAUGGGGAGAUCAUAGUGAUGUUUUCUCAAGCAUUAUUUGGAACUUUGAUGCAUCUGUGGUGGCUUCGUACAGUGUGAAUCUGUUCAAUUGUGCAAUUUUUCUUAGGAAUGUAGGUUUAUUUUUUUCCUUUUUUUCAACUCAUUUGAUGGGUUUUUCAUUUAAAAAUUUGUUGUAAUAAUUUUCAUUUCAACUUUGUGAAUCAUUUGAUGACCUUCAAUCAAUGUUAGUUAAUCUGU
This is a messenger RNA of Pistacia vera, 2328 nucleotides long. Its product is annotated as probable inactive receptor kinase At5g58300. The record is from RefSeq and is a predicted model, not a curated record. The coding region runs from base 60 to 2045 and encodes 661 amino acids. The transcript is spliced from 3 exons. Lineage: Eukaryota; Viridiplantae; Streptophyta; Magnoliopsida; Sapindales; Anacardiaceae. Gene Ontology annotation, molecular function: ATP binding; protein kinase activity; protein binding. Gene Ontology annotation, biological process: protein phosphorylation.